Messenger RNA from Labrus bergylta (ballan wrasse), 515 nucleotides. RefSeq names its product dynein light chain Tctex-type 1b (gene dynlt1b). Gene Ontology annotation, biological process: microtubule-based movement. Gene Ontology annotation, cellular component: cytoplasmic dynein complex; cytoplasm. The record is from RefSeq and is a predicted model, not a curated record. NCBI's taxonomy places the organism in Eukaryota, Metazoa, Chordata, Actinopteri, Labriformes, Labridae. Gene Ontology annotation, molecular function: dynein intermediate chain binding.
CUGUAGAAAUGUAGGAAACCUUAUUCUGAAACACCACAACCGGAAGUCCAAUUCAACUCAAGUCGAAAGCGUUAGCCAUGGACGAGGGUCAGACAGAAGAGGAGACAGCAUUCGUCGUUGAAGAAGUGAGCAAAAUUAUUAAAGAGUCAGUAGAAUCAGCCAUAGGAGGAAACGCCUAUCAGCACAGUAGAGUGAACCAGUGGACCACCAGUGUUGUGGAGCAGUGCCUCAGUCACCUCAGCAAGCUGGGGAAACCAUUCAAAUAUAUAGUAACCUGUAUCAUCAUGCAGAAAAAUGGAGCAGGUCUGCAAACAGCAAGUACAUGCUUCUGGGACAACUCUACUGAUGGAAGUUGUGCUGUGAGAUGGGAGAAUAAAUCCAUGUAUUGCAUCGUCAGUGUUUUUGGGCUGGCCAUUUGAACCACCUACAAUGUACUUUAGUUUGAAUUAUGUAGGAUUUUGUGUUUUUUUUUUGAGGACUAGCGUGUGUUAUGUUAAGUUGCAUUUCAUUUGUUU